Messenger RNA from Branchiostoma floridae (Florida lancelet), 2738 nucleotides. RefSeq names its product leucine-rich repeat protein SHOC-2-like. The transcript has 7 exons. The coding region runs from base 762 to 2669 and encodes 635 amino acids. The record is from RefSeq and is a predicted model, not a curated record. Gene Ontology annotation, biological process: signal transduction. NCBI's taxonomy places the organism in Eukaryota, Metazoa, Chordata, Leptocardii, Amphioxiformes, Branchiostomatidae. Gene Ontology annotation, molecular function: protein binding.
UGUAGGGUAGUCAAGUGGUACUUGUACCCUGUACUUUGUGUCUCCAACAAUGCCGGCCAAUUUGCAACACCAGUGGCGACUGGAGUGACUAAAGUUAAGAUGCUUGCAUUGUUCACAGAAUGCUGAGUCUUUAGUGUAAGGUUUGUUUGGUCAAGGGUAGGGGCUGCGGCGGAAUUUGACCCUUAGUUCACAAUUGUGUUACUGUUUGGCAGGUAAAUUUGUAAGGCGUAUUUUUUUUUUCGUGUAGCAAGAUCACACUGAACUCCUGGGUCUUAAUGAAGGAAAAUUUCUGCUGUCAGGCGAAAAACAAAUUUCUCUCCUGUAAAACUAGAGGAAACAGUCGGUACGAGAUUGAUCGUUAAGUUACAGAAUGGUCUCGUGUAAUUACGUAACGGGUUAAUCAAUUUGUUUUCGUCUGCCAAAUCGUUCAAUUGUCUCUUCACAAAAGCAGGUCAAACUGUUGCCAGAGUGACUUCUAAGUGACACACCAGAAAAACUAUACAGGUUUACCGGCGCCAGGGCCAGGUACAGCGCGUUACCCGAUACCUGCCGGCCUAUCCGGUAACCUAGCAACAAUUGAAUAGCCUACAAAUAGCGUUCGCGCAAGGGUUGGAUUUCUUACCCCCAUUGAACUACACUUAAUCUACAAUCCUUAGUCUUCCAGGCGGCCGAGGUGUGUAAGGCGCAGCGAGCCCUACCACUCGAAAUGUCGAGUGCUGUAGAACUGUCUCUGACUUCACCGACGCUGCCCAGGUAGAGGCAUGAACGUCUUACGUCCCCAGCGUCUGCGUGUGGACGGACAGGAGCUCUCCAUACCCCGACAGAGCACCCCGGCUAGCCCGUUACGACGCCAGACCAGUCGAGAUGAGUGUUCAUCCUCACCAGAGGACCCCCAGUACGCCCCAGAAGCCGAGCAGGGGGAGUCACCGGUGGCACAUUUCCCAGAAGAGACGGAGGAACCCACCGAACCAAUAGUGGUCGACUAUCGGGCGGAACUGUACAAAGAUCCCGACAGAGGGUAUUUAACUCUUGACUUGAGCAACAAAAAUCUUGAGACAAUUCCUCAAGAAGUGUUUGAGAUCAAAGAAAUCGAGGGAUUGCUCCUCCAAGACAAUGAUCUAGAGUCGUUGCCAGGUGAAAUCGGAACGUUGCCAAACCUUAGAUACUUGAAUGUUUCAAAUAAUCACAGACUGGAAGACCUACCAGACGAGGUUGGUAACGCACAAAAGUUGGCACACAUCAGUCUCAUUCACUGCAGUCUCCAACAGAUUCCGGCAGUCGUGUUGAGUUUGAAGGGGCUGGACAUACUAGACCUCGACAGAAACAAGUUGCAAUCCAUUCCCGACGAUAUCUCUAACUUACAGGUCUUGCGUGAACUUUGGUUGACCGGUAACCAAUUGGAGUCGUUACCAGACUCAAUCGGUUUGCUGAUGAACCUUCAGAAACUCGGUCUCUCUAGGAAUAAGCUGACGUCACUCCCGGACGAGCUCGGAAAUCUUCUCUUCCUGCGGGAGCUGUGGCUGAGGGAUAACAAGCUGAUGACGCUGCCUGCAUCGAUCGGAGAGAUGGUGAACCUGCUGCGGCUGAACCUGGAGGAAAACAAGCUGACGUACCUGCCGGAGGAGAUGGGGAAGAUGGAGAGCCUCCUCGUGCUGAGGUUGGAGGGAAACAACCUGAGGAGUAUCCCAGCACAGAUUGGCCAAUUGAGCAAUCUCGAAGAGCUGGGUCUGUCAGAAAACAAGUUGGUCAAGUUACCGGAGGACGUUUGCAAUCUUGAGAAUCUUAAAGAGCUAGCGAUGGGGAAGAACAGGAUCGAAGAGUUCCCUGAAGGUCUUAGCAGACUGUCCAACCUGGAAAGCCUGUUCGCCAACCAGAACCGCAUCGCGUUCCUCCCGAGGGACAUCGGCAAGCUCCGUUACCUCCGCGAACUGAGCAUCGCCUCCAACGAGUUCGAAGACUUUCCCGAGGAGGUCUUAGACCUGACGUCACUAGAGAAGCUUUACCUCGGCCAAUGGGGAGGAGGGGAGAAGUUCACUGUGAUUCCGGAGGAGAUCGGGACGUUGGUGAGGCUAAGAGUCCUGGGUCUGGACAGCAACGCUUUCCGGAACGUUCCGGACAGCAUAGAAAACCUUCGUCAUCUGAGGGAACUAUACCUCGACCACAACAAGCUGGAGGCUCUACCAGAUAACAUAAGUUUUCUAAGAAACUUGAGGGAGCUAGACGUUGGAACAAACCGGCUGAAGCGACUCCCUACAUGCCUAGACAAGCUCACACGUUUGAAGAAGUUCAACGUCGAGAAGAACCCACAGUUGGUCUACCCUCCGCAAGACGUCUGCAAGCAGGGCAUCAAGGCCAUCUUCUGUUUCUUAGAGGAGGAUAGGAAGAAGAGGGAAGCAGAAGAAAUGCCGCGGGUCUUCAACAGACUGUCACUAAGGGUGGGGGCUCACCAGUGGAGACCCAUCGCUCGGGAACUGGGGCUAUCCGAGGCUAACAUAGGGGCAAUCAAGGACAAAGCCAAGGAAGAAGACACAGCUGAGCUGGCUUUCCAGACCUUCAUGCGCUGGCGUGGGAAGAACCCCAGCCGUGCAGACAAGACUGCACUUAGCAAACAUCUUCAGGCUUUGGGAAUGGGCAACCUGGUUACAUGCUUAAAGGAGAUGGACAUUUGACUAGCCCAAGGCGCUUUUAUCAACCCAAGGAGCUUUCGUUAUUGAUGAUAGCUCCUUGAUUAGCCUGGG